AGGGUCGUUGAACGGGUACAUUAAUUCGAAUGUCCGACCGAUUAACCCUUAAUCGAGUUACUUGUUCGGUUCGACAUCCGAUCUUCAGAAUAUUUGAUUAUUGAUGGGCCAGUCAAACCAAACUAGACUUGGACUGAAGCCCAAUUCGUUUCUGCAGUUUUGGGCUAGAACAGUUUUAGAUGCAGCUUCGCCUCCCAUUCGGAUCUGGCCGCCUCUCUCCGUCUACCGGACAAUCGCCGGCGGGAUUUUCUUCUUUUAUCACCAUCCAACCUCAGUCCCUCAGAAUGUGCAACUUUGGGCUUGUCUUUCACAUCUGAACUCAGGGAAGAUGAUGCCAGCACCUCCAACCCCUAAGACUGAAAAGUUAGAAGGAUUGUCAAUGCCGGGAACUGGACUUCACAAAACGGUAUUGAUAACCGGGGUGAGCAGGGGGCUUGGUAGAGCACUCGCCUUAGAGUUGGCAAAGCGAGGUCACAACAUUGUCGGCUGCUCCCGUUCUCAGGAUAAGCUCAGUUCUCUUGAAGCCGAGCUCACAUCUGCCUCCACAUCAUCAUCAUCAUUGUCUUCUCAAGGCAAACAUCUAAUCAUGAAUGUUGAUGUGAGGUCAAACAGCAGCGUUGAAGAACUGGCACAUGCGGUUAGGGAAAAGAAAAGCAUUCCAGAUAUUUUAGUUAACAAUGCAGGAACCAUUAAUAGGAACAAUAGGCUAUGGGAGGUACCAGUGGAAGACUUUGAUAAUGUGAUCGAUACAAAUGUGAAAGGAGUAGCAAAUAUGAUGCGUCACUUCAUUCCACUUAUGCUUGACAGGAAGCAGCAAGGUGUUAUUGUUAAUUUGUCUUCUGGAUGGGGAAGAUCGGCUGCUGGACAGGUGGCCCCAUAUUGUGCUUCAAAAUGGGCUAUAGAGGGUCUGACAAGAUCGGUAGCAAAGGAGUUGCCAACUGGACUUGCCAUUGUCGCUCUUAGCCCCGGAGUUGUAAACACCGACAUGCUUCAAUCAUGCUUUGGCACUUCCGCCUCACUCUACCAGACACCCGAAGCCUGGGCUCCAAAAGCAGCAACGAUGAUACUUAACCUUACGGUGGCUGACAAUGGAAUGUCUCUUACUGUUUGAAAGUCGUGCUUUUGCAACACUGUGUUUAGGAAUGGACGCUAUUGUAGUCCGAGAGUCACCCCUUACACUUUAGGCCCUUCAGGGUGAUCUGUGUGUAACCGGAGUAUGUAGUUCUCAUUUUUACUGUUGGUAAACUUUUUGUGUGUGUAGGACUUGGAAAUUGAAUAUUAAGUGCACCCUCAUUUUGUGUGAAUCUUAUUGCAUCAGUAGCCAUUAGCUCUUUGAGACUCACUCUCCAUGGAACUACCUAAUUAGCAAAGAAAACUGGUUGGUGUAA
Molecule: messenger RNA, 1388 nt
Organism: Cuscuta campestris
Lineage: Eukaryota; Viridiplantae; Streptophyta; Magnoliopsida; Solanales; Convolvulaceae
Source: the annotation of a GenBank genome assembly